AUUUAAAAAUUUACAAAGGCUGUUAUAUUUAAGGACACACAAAUGUUCCAGAAAGUGUCUUAUAGUUAUAAAUAGUGAUAGAAGGAUUAUAAUUAUUAAGAAGUCUCACCUCGGUUGCAAGAUGACAUGAAUAUAUGUUUAUAAGGUAGAGGUAAUCUUCACCUUACAGUCGGAUUUAUGUUAAGUUAGGCCCAAUACUCAAUUCUAAAAUUUAUAUUUCAAUUCUUAUAUAAGUAAUAGCCAAAUGAGUGUGAUUGUGCAUAUUUUCCUUAGCUUCUGCAGCUUUUGAGCACCCAUUUGAAUUAGUUUUCAGCUUCAAAAACAAAGACAAAUUAGUUUUGUAAUAGAAAUGGCAUCUGCAGAAUCAAGUCCACUGAAGCCUUUUGAUGAAGUCAAGACUGCUGUCACUGAGUUCGCUCUAGGAUUUGACCACAAUUACUACCAACCACUUCACUUGGCAAUACUAAAAGGCGACUGGAAAUCUACAAAGGCUUUUCUUGAUAACGAUCCAACCGCAUUGACAGCGAAGGUUACGGUACAUGGCAGGACUGCACUUCAUGUUGCAGCAGUAGGAGCUCAGUGGAAACUUGUUGAAAAGUUGGCGCAACAUCAACAGAUGCCUGCAGAAGUCCUUGAAGAAUUGGAUUUUAUGGGCUGUACUUGCCUUCACUAUGUUGCAAUGGGUCAAAGCGUAGAUGCUGCGAAAGCAUUGGUGGCUAAAAAUCCUUCUGUUACACAAGUUAUUGAUUUUAAAGGAUUCACACCACUCAUGUAUAGUAUUACUUCUACACAAUGUAAAGAGAUGGUUGGAUAUCUUGUUUUGAAUACUUCAGAUGAAAGACCUGGCUGUCCAUUCUCUGGUCCCUCUGCUAGUCAACUUGUUGCUUUGCUUACGGGAGCCGGAUUUCAUGAUAUUACAAUGCAUCUUCUGCAGCGCUACCCUAACUUAGCCACUAUUACUGAUUCAAAUGGAAGCAGCAUUAUACUUAAUGUUCUGACAAAAUUGCCAUCACACUUUUAUAGUGGAGACUUACUUUAUUUUAAAUUUGAUAAACUCUGUUACAAAUGGGCUCCUGGGGAACUGGAAUAUGAAAAUACAAUAUGGAAUGCGCUUCAAACUCUUUUUCCUGGCUUAAAGAUAAUCAGAGAUAAAAAGUUGAGACAUCUAUCUGCCGUGAAAUUGGCUGAAUUUGUUUUCUCACAAGCAUCAACCAUGAAUGACUAUCAAUUCUGGCAAUCUUUUGUGAGUCCAGAAAUUCUAUUCAGUGCAACAUCGUCUGGCAUAGUUGAGAUUUUGGAGACUUGUUUUCAGUUUUUCCCUGAUAUGGUUUGGACUCGCAUUCCCAAUGAAGGGUAUUUGGUUCAAAUUGCCAUCAAGAAUAGGCAAAAACAAGUUUUUAGUUUUCUAUGCAAGAUGCCAAUAAUGUGCAAGCUUUUAGUGUUGGCGAUAGAUGAAUCAAACAACACUACAUCACAUCUGGCAGCAAGGUUUUCUUCUCAAGUAGAUUCAAAUUUAGGUGCACCAUUUCAAAUUGUCAGAGAGUUACAUUGGUUUAAGGUAGUAGAGAAAUUGGAUCACCCUCUCCACAAAGAAGUCAGAAAUAUAGAUGGCAAAACAGCUUGGCAAGUUUUUAAGGAAGAACAUAAAACAUUGAUUAGAGAAGCGAGGAAUUGGAUAAAGGAUAGAUCAAACACUGGUAUGUUAGUGGCAACUCUUAUUGUGACAAUCACAUUUGCAGCUGCAAUAACUGUACCUGGAGGUAGCAACCAGGACAAAGGAAUACCAAUAUUCUUGACAGAUAACAAAUUCAGAGUGUUUAUUGUGUCAGAUGCAAUAGCCUUCUUUUUCUCAAUGGCUUCUCUUCUAUGGUUUUUAGCAGCCAUAAAUGGACGCUACAUCCAUGAAGACUAUGCGAUGGUACUAUUUGUUGCUAGAUUCCUAGUCGGUUUGGAUUUUUUGUCCUGUGCUGUAGUGGCAACAAUGGUAGCAUUUAUUACAACUCUGACUAUAUUUUUAGAAGACAGAUUUAAAUAUUUUAUAAUUUGUACUUCUUUACUUGCUUAUUUUCCAAUUAUUGUAUGUCUAAAGCUUAGAUUUCCUUUUACAAAGUCGAUAAGGCCAUUUAAAGGUAUUAAAAUAUUUUAGAUUUUCUUAUCCACAGAGACUUGGUAGUUGUUUAACCGUUCAAAAUCAAUGUAUUAUGUUCACAUGAUUCUAGUAGUUUCCAUAGUUGCACGCAUUAUUUGUCUUAAAUUCGAUUAUAUUAUCUUAAGCAUAUGAGAUAUAUGAAUGGAGUAUGUAUAGAGAAGACUCAUUCUAAACUUUUGCUACAGAACAGAAAACUGGGUUGGAAUUUGUUUUAGAGGCAACCUUGAUGGACAAACUCCCACAUGGGCAAAGCAAACCUUGAUUGGAAUUUAUUUACUUUUUCUUCUGUCAUUGUAAUUGCGAAAUUAUUUUUAUCUUGAGAUUAUGUGCAGUUAGUUAAUGGUACUGACUCCUUAGGCUUAUGAUUAAACUGAAGAUCGAUGCUUCUUUGUGAGUUUGAGCAAUAUAUGUAUGUAAUAAAGUUAUCCUAUAACAAAUGAUCAUCAUGUUGUUAU
Messenger RNA from Trifolium pratense (red clover), 2604 nucleotides. RefSeq lists its product as uncharacterized. The record is from RefSeq and is a predicted model, not a curated record. The coding region runs from base 350 to 2146 and encodes 598 amino acids. The transcript has 6 exons. Gene Ontology annotation, molecular function: protein binding. NCBI's taxonomy places the organism in Eukaryota, Viridiplantae, Streptophyta, Magnoliopsida, Fabales, Fabaceae.